Vespa crabro (European hornet) is the source of this 2392-nucleotide messenger RNA. RefSeq names its product all trans-polyprenyl-diphosphate synthase PDSS2 (gene Pdss2). The record is from RefSeq and is a predicted model, not a curated record. Gene Ontology annotation, molecular function: prenyltransferase activity. Gene Ontology annotation, biological process: ubiquinone biosynthetic process; isoprenoid biosynthetic process. Bases 329 to 1576 code for a protein of 415 amino acids. Gene Ontology annotation, cellular component: transferase complex; mitochondrion. The transcript is spliced from 6 exons. Lineage: Eukaryota; Metazoa; Arthropoda; Insecta; Hymenoptera; Vespidae.
UAAGGAAAAAGUGAACAUGUCUGCGCAUCUUUUUUUAUUAUGAAUUUCUUGUAUGAUCUUAAUAUGUUAAUAAUCUUAGUAUGUUAUAUAUACGAAGUUAACCAUUAAAAUGUCUUUUGAUAUCACGACAUCAGCGUCAUCUGCCAACAAAUAAGUUAUAACUUUUAUUUUAUAAGAAUUUAUCUUUUAUAGUUGCCUUGUAGAAAUCAAGGGUAAUAGGUGAAAGUUGAUUUGCAUUAAGCAUGCUUUUAUACGCAUACUUGUUGCUUACGUGACAAACGCGAAGCAGAAGAGAAAGUUCGUUCUUAAUAAACUAGUAUUAGCGAAGAUGUCCAAGUAUAAGUUUGUUUUAAAUCUGCUCAGAAACGAUUAUAUUAUUAAAGAUUUAUAUCAUAAUAAGUGUAAUAAUGUGUUCAUGAUACAGAGGAAUGUCUGUUCUUCUAAAGAAAAAAAUAUUUAUCUAUAUGAACCUUGCAUGUUUGCUGCAAAACCAGUAGUAAGUCAAAAACCAGAUUGGAAUAAAGCUGUUUCUGAAGCUGAGAAAAUUGUGGGAUAUCCAACAUCUUUUUUAAGUUUACGAUGGUUGCUCAGUGAUGAGAUUGCCAAUGUGGCUUUACACUUAAGAAAAUUAGUUGGAUCUAAUCAUCCUUUGUUAAAAACAGCGAAAAAUUUGAUAUAUAAUGGCCGUGAUAGUAUGCAAGCUUGGGGUUUAAUUAUAUUAUUAAUAUCUAAAGCUGCUGGUCAUUUAAAUGUCGAUAAUAUGGAAGAAGAUAAAGCUGCUGGUGUUUUACACAGUCAACGGGCAUUAGCAGAAAUUACUGAAAUGAUACAUACAAGUCAUCUUAUACAUAAAGCUCUUGUAAAUAUACCUCCUGGAAUAUAUCCAGAAACAUCUGAGUUACAUGACAUGACAUUUGGUAAUAAAAUUGCUUUAUUAAGUGGUGAUUACUUACUCAGUAACAGUUGUACUGAAUUGGCAAAUCUUAGGAAUCAAGAGCUUAUUGAAUUAAUGUCAACUGUUAUAAAAGAUUUGACUGAAGGAGAAUUCAUUGGACGACGAGAUAAUCAGAAUAAUCCAUUACCAUGUGAACCUCCACCAAAUCGUAAAGAUUAUGCUGUAAAAGAAUGGACAUUAAGAAAUGUAUUAAGUGCUGGUACUUUACUUGGAAAAUCUUGUAAAGGUACUUUAAAAUUAGCUGGCCAUAGUGAUGAUAUACAAGAGCAGGGCUAUGAAUUCGGAAAACAUUUAGCAUUAGCUUGGCAAGCAUAUUUGGAUCUAGGGGUUUUUAUUAAUAAAGAGCCACCUGUAUCUUUCAAUUUAUGUUCUGCACCCAUUAUGUUUCAUAUAGAACAUGAUCCAUCUAUUUUAACAGAAAUAGAUAAGGGUUUAGAAUCUAUAGAUAAUGUAGAUUAUGCAAAGGUAUACAACAUUGUAAGUCAAGGGCCUGGCAUUGAAUUAACAAAACAGUUACAGAAAAAACACUCACAGAAAGCAACAGAAGUUCUUAGCGUAUUUCAAGAAAGUGAUGCUAGAACAGCAUUAUAUAAUAUCAUAGCAGCAAUGGGAGAUUUUUAAAUUAAAGUUCAAAGUUAAUGAACUGAUGUGUGUAAUUUUGUCAAAGAUUGCCCAAUGUCAGUUCAUACACCGUCCAAUUUUCAGUUUUGAAAUUAAUAUUUAAAGCUGAACAACAUACUUACAUGUAUUUAACUAUUUGUAUAUAUAAUACAUAAAUCAUGAGUACAUUAUAUUUAUAUAUAUUUGUGAAUAAUAUAUAAAAUUUGUAUGUAUAUUUUUAAAAAAUUCGAAUAAUUCUAUUUAUGUCCCUCGUAAAUCUGUAUAAUGCAAAUUGCAAAUAUGUUUCUAUUUUUUCUUUGGAUGAAAAUAUUAACUCUUUCCCGUCGAAGUCCGGGAUAUUCAGAAUAAUAAGUCACUUUUUUAUCGUUACAUCGUAUGCAAGGAUAUUUCCGUCAUGAUUUUUGUGUAAUUUUUUAAGAAAUGAACUCUAUUAUGUAGCUUAUGUUAUUGUACUGCAUAUAAAUUUUUGUUUAUAUUGCAUGUGCUGUGCAUAUGUAAUAUAAACAAAAGAUUAGAGAGAGAGAGAGAGAAAAUCUCAAAUCAUAAAUCUGUGUAGAAUUUCCGUUUCACGUAGUUAUUGAUUGAGCAUGUCACUCAUUGCGCAAGCAAAAAUAAUUCCGACUAACAGGAUAUCAAUGUUUAUAACUAUUACGACGGGAAAAAGUUAAACUAUAGAAAUUUAUAAUGGUGAAUCGUUUUAAGUUGACAUAUAAAAUGUCCAGGAAUGCUACACAAGGAUUAUAAAUAUGUUGUGUAAAUGAAUAUUUGGGUAUUAUAUUAAAUUCUGUCGAGUUUAAAUCGAUUUAUUCAUAAAAA